This is a messenger RNA of Acaulospora morrowiae, 562 nucleotides long. Lineage: Eukaryota; Fungi; Glomeromycota; Glomeromycetes; Diversisporales; Acaulosporaceae. The record is from the annotation of a GenBank genome assembly.
GAAAAAAGGAGGAGCGGUGAAACAGGGUGUCUUGUCGUCUAGUGGAAAAUAUAUUCUUUUUGCAGAUGCGGACGGAGCUACAAAAUUUGCUGACCUUGAACUUUUGGAGAGGAAAUUGAGCAAAAUUGUUAGUAAAGAUGGGUUUGGAGUAGCUGUCGGAUCACGGGCUCAUUUAGUGAAAACUGAUGCAGUCGUAAAGAGAUCUUUUAUUCGAAAUUUUCUAAUGCAUUCUUUUCAUAAAGUAUUGUAUGUAUUAGGAAUUCGUGCAAUAGCUGACACACAAUGUGGCUUUAAACUUUUUACACGUAAAUCAGCUUUAUAUAUAUUCGAUAAUAUACAUGUAGAAGGUUGGAUCUUUGACAUCGAAGUUCUUCUUAUUGCGCAGUAUCUAAAGAUGCCAAUAGUUGAAAUACCAGUCAAUUGGCGUGAGAUUGAAGGAUCAAAAGUAUCAUUGGUAAAAGAUUCUAUUCAGAUGGCCGUUGACUUAUUGACCAUCAGAUCGAACUAUUUCCUUGGCUUUUGGAAAGUUCACGAUCCUCUGUCAAAACCAAAACGUGAAUGA